This is a messenger RNA of Zootermopsis nevadensis, 2839 nucleotides long. Its product is annotated as peroxisomal membrane protein 2. The record is from RefSeq and is a predicted model, not a curated record. Lineage: Eukaryota; Metazoa; Arthropoda; Insecta; Blattodea; Termopsidae. Gene Ontology annotation, cellular component: cytoplasm; peroxisomal membrane.
GUGUUGAAAUGGUUAAGUUGGCAAAAAGAAAGAAAAAUGCUGUAAUGCAUUACGUAAAGUGUGGUUAUGUUGUGCAGUGUUUUAUGAUAAACAUCUGGUACGUAACAGUACGAAAUAACUGUAGUUAGCCAAGGGUUAUUUUGUGUGUUGGAUAACAGCGGUCAAAAUGUCUCUCUCCAAGCCUGUGUUCAACUUCUUAGGAUUCUACUUUGAACAACUGCAUACAAAUCCAGUUAAAACGAAGUCAAUCACUAGCUGUGUGAUAGCAACUCUUGGAAACUUAACAUCACAGUAUCUAUCUGGUGUAAAAGUAAUCAAUCAAGACAGCCUGAUUGCCUAUGGAAUGUUUGGGCUUCUGUUUGGAGGCUCAGUGCCCCACUAUUUCUACAGAGCAUUAGAUCAUUAUAUAUCUGAUGACGUUGCUCUGGCACCAGUUAAGCAGUUGAUUCUGGAGAGACUGAUCUUCAUGCCGCUGUUUCAGAUUUUGGCCUUAUAUAUGCUUGCAAGACUAGAGGGUAAAUCCCAACAGCAGGCGGCUAAACAGCUUUCUCAGCUGUACUGGCCUGUAGUUAUAGCCAAUUGGAAAUGGUUAUCUCUCCUGCAGUUUGUUAACUUUACAUUUGUUCAUCCAAUGUUGAGAGUGUUGGUGGCCAAUAUGAUUGGCUUUGUCUGGAUUGUAUAUAUGGCCAACAAACGCCGACAGUCCCGAGAUCAGAGAGGCAGCAGACAGUAAUGGACUCUGGAACAACACUGAAGAUCACAACAGAGAAGAAUAAAGGCUUCACCGUAUGAACUGUUCUUGAGCAACAUUUGACAUGGUUACAUUCAUAAAUAAAAAUUUGCUGUGGUCAGUCAAUCUUAACAGAAUUUUGGUAUGUAAAUAAAGUAUUUUGGUCCAGAGUUUAUUCAGGGGAUGUAAAGAAAAUCUGUAACAUGAACUUCAAGAGACAUUCAUAUAUACAAACAUUCCUUAUGGGUAGAAAUGAAUACUGUGUAUUUUAGAAGCAUUUAUAGAAACAUAUUUUGAAGGUAAAGUAAAAUAGUUUUUGGAUUAGGUAUUGUUUCAUAAAUCACUGCACUUUUGAAAGCGACAGUACAUUGCUGGACAUGUGGUAAAUGUAAAAUCAUUCUGCAUGACCAUAGCAUAUUAGGAACAUGGAAGGAUUGUGAGUAGUGCUUCUAGAUUUUUUGUGAAACAUUGUGUUUUAGUGUGGAACAGAGGUCAAUGGUCAGCUUCUGUCCAUUGUUCAACACUACUAGAAUUUUCUGUGAUCAGGAGAAUUAGUUGUUUCCAUCAUCAGAAAUGGAAGACAGCUUUUUCUUAAACUAUGAAAACUGUAUUGACAGUAUGCACGAUUAGCAGUUGUAUGUUACACAGAUAAUAUGAAAUCUAAAAUCUGUUUGGAAUUUAGGAUUUGAAGUUUUCAUGAGUCUGAAGAUGACUGUCUUCUGGGUUGUUGCACUGUGUAGUCUGGUAGAACCCAGAAGACAGCCAUCUUCUGUUUGGAAUUUAUGGAACAGCCAUGUGAUAUGGGCACCUGCUGUUGCAGCCAUAUUCUGCUAGUUUGUUUUACUACUUCUUUUAUGGUGUGAUGGGUCUUGCAACAAAAUAUUACUGAAUAUGAGGCAUAAUAAUAAUUUCAAUAUGAUGGAUUAAAGAUGAUGAAAUUUCUUUGUUUCCCAUAGUAGUGGCUGCUAUUUUAUUAGAAUAGAAGGGGUUAUAGACUGUCAUCCUAAACAAAAAUAAUAAUUUAUGAUUUUGAAAAUCAUAACUAACAAAACAAUUAACUACCUGUCUAGGUUUAGGUUCAUUUCAUUUUGAAAUUUGGGUGUUAAAAUACAGGAAUCAUCAAAAUAUAAGAGGUUAAAAAUGCAUUUAUAUUUGUUUUUCUUUCCUUUCAUUUUGUAAAUUUUGGAUUACAGGCUGUGGAACACGUUGAUAUGCUUCUAGAUGCACAAAUUAAUGUGUUCUUAAAGUUUUUGGAAUUUAUAAAUGUGAAGUAUCUGAGCAGACCUUUUCAGUUUCUUCUUAAUAAUUUCUUAAGCAUAUCCCAAAUACCUCCUACCUUGCAGUUGGGCAUACAACUAUUAUUUUCUAACAAGCAUAUUCAGUUGAAUAAUUACUGCUAAGUAUUCCUUCAUCCUUAAACUGUUGGUUUCCUUAGUGCUUAAGAUUUUGUUUUCAAGAAGUACAUUUUAGCAGUGCAUUGUAGUGAACCCCUUUGUGCUUCAGUGUUUGGAAGGUAAGAGAUGAGCUAUUCUGAUUAUGGUUCUUCAUAAUUAUCAUCAGUCUUGUUUUGGAGUAAUUUGUAAAAUUAUGAAUGGCUUUUAGUUAAAUUCCAAAUGUGUAAAUUUACGUGAUAGCCGAGGCAUGGCCUGGCAAAGGAACAGUAUGACAGUACAUAACCACUGCAGUUGACAGAACAUUGUUAAACAAACCAAGAACCUUUCCUAAACUACAAUCUCCUAUAAUAAUUGAAAGGAAAGAUCAUCCCUUAGCACAAGACAAAGCCAUAGUGCAUAACAGACAUCUUGCUUUCCACAUUUUAAAGCAGAUGCUAUGUUUAAGGAAUAAUUUUAACAUAGGAAAAGGUCAUAAUUGUACAUUUCUGAAAUUGGUUCUUGAUAUGCAUAGAUUUUAUAUAUUUAGAUUUUAUGUACAUUAUGUCAGUAGACACACAGGAUGUGUCUAUUUUACAGAAGUAUAGAAUUAUAUUUUUUAAUAAUGCUCAACAUUGUUGUUCUUAUUGUCCUUGUAUAACUGUUAUUUCCAUUCACAUUUAUAUGUUGUUUUAUAUAUAUAUAUACAUUACGAAUAAAGUAUUUGGUUUUUUCUCAA